Messenger RNA from Paecilomyces variotii, 1374 nucleotides. RefSeq names its product actin monomer binding protein. The transcript is spliced from 4 exons. The coding region runs from base 1 to 1056 and encodes 351 amino acids. Gene Ontology annotation, molecular function: actin filament binding; actin monomer binding. Gene Ontology annotation, cellular component: cytoplasm; actin filament. Lineage: Eukaryota; Fungi; Ascomycota; Eurotiomycetes; Eurotiales; Thermoascaceae. Gene Ontology annotation, biological process: actin filament depolymerization; barbed-end actin filament capping. The record is from RefSeq and is a predicted model, not a curated record.
AUGCAGUCGGGAAUCGCAGUCUCAUCCGAACUCCACGAUGCAUUCAACGCAUUCACAUCCGACUCCUCUCUCUUCUGCCUCCCUAUCACAAUCACAUCCGAGAGCCUGACCCCUCUCCCCGCAAUCCCCUUCUCAUCCCCAAACGCGUUCUAUCCAUCCCUCCCACAGCUCUCGUCCGUCCUCCAGCCCAAGACCCCUCUAUAUUUGAUUUUCCGCCGUCCGGACACUGAAGGUGAGGGCGAGGGCGCGAGUUUAGCGGCCCUGACGUAUAUCCCGUCGAAUGCGGGUGUGCGCGCAAAGACGCUAUUUGCGUCGACGAGAGCGACGUUCGUGAGGGAGUUGGGUAGUGAGAAGUUUUCCGAGUCGAUUUUCGCGACGGAUGAGGAGGAGGUUAUUGGUGAGGAGGCGUGGAGGGAGAGGGAUGCGGAGAAGAGCGGGAAGAGUAAUGGUGGUAAUGGGAGGUUUAGGAGGGAGGAUUUGAUGGAUGAGAAGGAGAGGGAGUUGGAAGCUGUGCGGAGAGCAGAGGAGGAGGCGAGACAUGGUACGAUCGGGAGGGAUGUUGGUAUUGGUGGCUCGCUGGCUGCGAGUGGUGGAGGGGCAACGGGAGGGAUGAAUGUGAAGAUGCCGGUUGAUGAGGAAGCCAAGGCUGCGUUGAAGAGUCUACAGCAGGGUGGAAUGGUGCAGCUGGCUAUUGACAUUCCCACGGAGACCAUCAAGCUCGCGGACUCAGACUCCAGCGUCUCUCCUGCUUCCCUGUCCGGACGCUUGCCCGAGUCUUCGCCGCGGUACACCCUCUAUCACUACCCCGACUCCGAUGCCAUCAUCUUCAUCUACACCUGCCCUUCGGGUUCAUCCAUCAAGGAACGCAUGUUGUAUGCCAGCACUCGGAGAGUGGCUAUCGACAUAGCGGAGGCGGAAGGUUUGAACGUGGCGAAGAAGAUCGAGGGAUCUUCUCCAGACGAGAUCACCGAAGCCAGACUUCACGAAGAGGUCCAUCCUCCACAGGACGACGGUCCAAGGAGAGGUUUCGCCAGACCUAGACGCCCCGGCAGGUGAAUUCCCGGGUCAGACGCCUGGUAGAGAAUGCCUUGUCGUUUAGUAAGAUACACGACAUAUCCCAUAGAUUGUCAUCUUUUAUUGUAUAUCCUUUGAGAUCGGAGCACCCAAAGCCGACGUCUUGCGGUAUAUAGACUCUAGGCACCUGUUAUGCAGUCCCUCAACGCACCAGCACUGCUAGACAGGACAGCAGGCAGGACAGCAGGCCAUCUUCUCCCAUCUUGACAGCAGACGCGACGUCGUCCAUCACUGAUUCCGAAAAUUCUUUUUCUGGUAGAAUAGAUCCGUCCUCGAACUUCCCAGGUUGAUGAUCUUAGG